Paracoccidioides brasiliensis Pb18 is the source of this 549-nucleotide messenger RNA. RefSeq lists its product as uncharacterized. The record is from RefSeq and is a predicted model, not a curated record. Gene Ontology annotation, molecular function: calcium ion binding. Gene Ontology annotation, cellular component: cytoplasm. Bases 1 to 549 code for a protein of 182 amino acids. The transcript is spliced from 5 exons.
AUGAUUAUCUACAAGGAUAUCAUCACUGGCGAUGAGGUCAUAUCUGACACCUGGAAGCUCAUCGAGGUCUCUGGUGGUGUCCUGUGGGAGUGCGAUUGCAAGAAAUAUGUCAAGGGAGCUGAGAACUUCGAACUGGAGGGUGCCAACCCAUCUGCUGAGGGCGGAGAAGAAGAGUACGGCGGAGAAGGUGGCGGAGAGAUGGUCCAUGACAUCGAGGAGUCCUUCCAGCUGAAUUGGCUAAAACCAGACGAAUCUGGCAAAGAAACCAAGCCUAGCAAAGAUCAAUUCAAGGCCCAUCUGAAAUCAUAUGUCAAGAAUGUGAACAAAGCACUCAAGGAUACCGGUGCCAGCGAAGAAACCAUCAAGGAGUUCCAGGCUGGCGCUGCAGACGCCGUCAAGAAGAUCCUCAAAAACUACGACAACUACGAUGUUCUCAUGGGUUCAUCCAUGAAUGGUAACGGAAUGCACAUUCUCAUUGAUUUCCGCGAGGACGGUAUUACCCCAUACGCCACAAUCUGGAAGCAUGGUCUCGUCCCAGAGAAGGUCUAA